AUGGCACAACAAACUCCAAAACAGAGGGCAGCCAAUGCAAAAUGGGCUAAACAGAAUACAAAGAAACAAGGUCAACCAAGAAAGGAAGGUAAGAAAAGCGAAUUCCCAGUUUCCAGAACUUGGUUGUUAGUAUUAUUAUUUUUAGUAUGUGGUGGUGCUAUCUUAGAACUUAUAAGAAUGUUUUUUUAA
Molecule: messenger RNA, 189 nt
Organism: Debaryomyces hansenii CBS767
Lineage: Eukaryota; Fungi; Ascomycota; Pichiomycetes; Serinales; Debaryomycetaceae
Exons: 2
Coding region: 1-189 (62 amino acids)
Cellular component (GO): endoplasmic reticulum
Source: RefSeq, a predicted model, not a curated record